CCAGACCCUAACCUUUUAUAUUCUCUGUUCACUUCCUGGCGCCAAAAGUUCUAGGGUUUACAAAUUUACUUUACCCCUCCCUCAUUCUCCACCUUCUCCUGGUAAUUAUUUGUAUUUUUUAAAGAUCUCCUUAAAAAAACGAAACCCGGUUUCUGAAUCGUCUUCAACAUCAAUUCAAUCAUGAAAUUUUAUCCAAUUUCAGAUUUUUAGACCCUAAAAAAUUGCAGAAAUUGAAGAAGAGACGGCCAACAGAAGUCUGCAAAUUUUUGGGGAGUUUUUCAUUUUUUUCACAAGAUGUCAAUGUCUACUUUGAAGGCUUGGAGGGAAGUGUUGGACAUUAAUACUCAAGAUCCUGAGGUUUUAAAACCACAAUUUCUGCUGAAAUUGUAUGACUUGCUCAUCAGUUUGUCUUUGGACUCCGUAUCUCAGUUUCCUGGUGAAAAGCUUACCGAUAUACGUAAAAUCUCCAAUUUUCUUUUUGAAGAACUUUCAAGGAGGUUCGAGCAUUUUUUUUCUAAUGUAGGGCAAGGUGUACUAUGUUCAGAUUCGUGGGGUCUAUUACAGGACUUAACUCUUUUGUUAAGAUGCUGUAUUUCUAUGCUACACUUGUUAGAGUUUGAUUUAAGUCUCCUCAUUGAAAAAUGCAAAAUUCUCCUUAGUAUACUCGGCAAACUAUGUUCUCCGGAGUUAGCUUCUUAUGUUGGAAGAAAGGGGACAAAUGUAAUUAGCGUUAAGGAAUCCACUUCACGUGAAUGCACUAUUGCUGGCGAAGAUUGUAUUACCUCUGUAGUCGAGGAAUAUGAAACUUUUAUGUGCUUUGUUCAAAAAUCCCGUGCAUCGAUUCCUGUCCUGCGCUCAAUCGUCGAGGUGUUCAUCAAUGAAUUUCUAGUGCACAAGAAACUGAGAGAUUAUUUUAUAAUGGUUGACAGUAUAUCUUCUACGAGUGAUAAACUAUUUAUGUCCCCACUGAAUCUUGGUUCAAGCAAUGUUCUUUUGGAGUUGUUAUCUUCUCAUUUUCUUUUAUCGGUUUCUGACCAGCCAACCUUCCAGAACUCCUUUGAAAAUUUCCUUCUGCUGUCUGAUGAAAAGCCCCACUUUCUAGACCUAAUAAGCCUAAAUGCAGCUAUGCAAUUACUUUCAACAGUCCUCAUAUAUUCUCCACCACAAAUUUUACAAGCGUAUAUAAUUUUCUUAGUAUGUGGACGCAGUAGCAUUAACAUGGCUUCAGAGGAUCAAGCAUCAGAGCCAAGACUCGUGAACUGGUGCUUUUCAGCAUUUGAAAUAUCAAUGGAAUUGUAUUCCCGAAACAUGUCAAGUUUACAAUUGGGGGAUGAUCAUGAAGAACCUGGAAGUGGGUCUAAUUUUAUUAAGAAACAGUGUACAGCAGGAGGAUUAUCACAUCUAUCUUUUGAAUCUCAUAUUCGGCCGGUCAUGUAUAGUCAACUUAAAGCUCAGACAGCUAACUUUGCCAAAUCCAGUCAUGAUUUGGCAUCGAAAACGAAGUCUGAUCUUAUGGAUACUUGUACUGCAUACAUAAAGGAGAAUCAAAAUAUCCUUAAUGAGUCAUACAGAGAUGAAAGUUUCGUUGUUUUGUGUUACAUUAUAUCAAUGAUCCUUUCGGGAGAUAUCAGGGCAAAUAGAUUGUGGAAGAAAGGAAUCAUAAGUCAGCAGGAAAUGUAUUUGUUGGCUUCCACAGUAAAUUUGAUGAGCAGUUCACUGUUGCAAAUAAUCUGGUGCAUGCAAAAACGAAGUCUGGGUAAUCCUAAAAUUCUAAAAGAUUAUUCUCAGUGUAAGGAGUACGAUAUGAUAAUUAGCAUCAUCAGUUGUUUCCAGCAGUGCAGCAUUAGUCAACCAAUGACGACCCUAGUAAUGGAUAUGAUGGCACAGUUCCCUGCAAGGCACAAGUUCUCGAAAAUGAUGUUUAUGCACUUUGCAGGCUUGCUGUUGUUUAGUUUUGAAGCUGGAUAUGCCUUCUUAAGCAAAGGUUGUAUACUCAUGUUGAUGACGUUGACAAAUCUAUUUAUUUUCGAAGAGGGUAAUCUGGAUGCGCUGAAACAAGCCCCUCAACCUUCAAAUAAAUCGUUGGUGGUUUUUUCUCCACGAAUUUCUUCCCGUCAAGUCGCGUCGAAUUUUAAAAAGUUUCAAAGGUGCAUCAUAAGAAUCAAUGAACCAAUUCAAUCUGAAGCUUCAAAAAGUAGCCUGAUCAACGAUGGGGUAGAACAGUUUGGGCCCAGCACAAUGGAGGAGAAUAAUUGUAACAGCCAGAAGCAAUUGAAUUUGAAACGCAUGCUAGGUAACACCAGACAUCAAGAUUAUGAUGAGUUGGCUGAUUUUGUUGAGUUCAAGGAAGGAAAAGAUUAUUCGAAAUAUGAGAAAAAUCGAAAGAAAUACCGUAAGUAUGUGUGCGGAAAAAAGGUAGGCUACAGGAAAGAAAGGAGAAGAAGAUUGAGAGCUAUCCUGACUUAGAAAGCUUGUCAUGAAUCUUAAGUAAGUUCUUUACUAGAGCUUUAAUGUGUGCAAAUUGCAAAUGUUGUUAGGGUUUAACAUUUUGAAAUCCUGUUUCUUUAGAAGUAAAAAUUCCGGAAAAAGGACAUAAAAAUUAGUGAAUUUUGUAUAGGUAUCCAGUAAUAUAGCAUGUACGUAUAUUUAUAAAAAACUUUUAUAGUGAAACUGUUAUUUCGAUUAUAUUUGAAAACAA
Papaver somniferum (opium poppy) is the source of this 2698-nucleotide messenger RNA. RefSeq lists its product as uncharacterized. Lineage: Eukaryota; Viridiplantae; Streptophyta; Magnoliopsida; Ranunculales; Papaveraceae. Bases 295 to 2466 code for a protein of 723 amino acids. The record is from RefSeq and is a predicted model, not a curated record. The transcript is spliced from 6 exons.